Molecule: messenger RNA, 974 nt
Organism: Camponotus floridanus (Florida carpenter ant)
Lineage: Eukaryota; Metazoa; Arthropoda; Insecta; Hymenoptera; Formicidae
Exons: 2
Coding region: 18-344 (108 amino acids)
Source: RefSeq, a predicted model, not a curated record
AAAAAAAAAAAAAAAAAAUGGCCGAUGAAGCUUUUCUAAAAGAUGUUAGAGUUACUAAGCUCACGAAAGCAACGUAUGGUCGUUGGAAGAUCGAAAUCCGUGAUAUCCUAGAAAGUCAUCGAAUUUGGGAAGUGGCUGCAGGAACGACGCUGAAGCCGAAAGAAAUAAAGACCCAGGACGGUACUGUUGCGAACACAAAGGAAAUUGAUGACUGGAAGGUGAAAGACAGUAAGGCAAGAUCUGUUAUUCGAUCAACUUUAGACGAUACGACGUUUGAUCAGAAGCACUGCGUGAGUUUUUCAGUUAUUCGUGGAAUUCAGAGGAUACAGUUGGCACAUUCGUAGCAGGAUUGAAGGUUAUUGCACGAAAAAUCGAAGCUCUAGAAUCAGACGAUUUUGGAAAUAAGUUAAAUGAAAAAUUGUUGAUGGCAAAAAUUCUAGGAUGUCUACCGAAAACUUUUGAUAGUUUUGUUACAAGCUGGUUGCUUUUGUCUGAUGAAAUGUCUUUAGAUAAUUUCUUAGAGAAACUUGCUAAUGCUGAAAGAAAUAUUACAGGACAAUCAGAUGAUAUAUCAGAAGAAGCUUUCAAAUUACAGUCAAAAUCAGCGGAUGGCAACACAAUAAAGACCACUGGAAAGAAAUUCAAAGUAAAAUGUCAUAAGUGUGGUAAACUUGGACAUUUUAAGCGAGAUUGUUGGUCAAAAGUGGAUAAAUCGGAGAAACGGGAAUCGAAGGAUGUAAAAACAGAAAAAGGAUUAACAGCAUCAUCUGCUUUUCAAUUAAGUGCAGAAAAAGGCAUCAUCGCAGAUUCUGGUGCUAGCGUUCAUCUCACAGGUAAUAUUGAAUGGUUUUUGUCUUUUCAAGAAAUUGUACCAUCACUUACGCUGAAUAUAGCUAAUGGAAAAACUUUGAAAGCGACUCACGUUGGAGAUAUCAGAAUAGAAAAGUCAAUUGAUGGCAAGGAGUGGGAGAAAC